CUAUAUUUUGAUGGCACUGCUCAAGGUGUGCGCUCGCCGACGGAAAAACUUGUAGAAAAUUGGGAAAACCGAAAGCUAGCUGCGCCAUGUACUGCACCACCCGACUGCUCAGAUACGUUCUGUGUGUCAUCAGUGGCGUCUGUGCCCUAGGUGGCUGCCUGCUCAUCUGGUACGGCGCCUGGCUGCUGGACAGCCUCUCCGACGAGCAGCGCGUGCUGGGAAUGGAUCACGGCGAGGAGCUGGCCGCCGUUCUGUGCAUCCUUCUGGGCAGCGUCAUCGUAGUGGGCAGCCUCUUCGGAUCACUGGCUGUGGCCAAGGACUCCAGGACGCUGCUGAUCUGCUACGCAGUUUUGUUGGUGUUCCUCUUGAUCGUUCAGUUUGUAAUGGUCAGCAUAAGUUAUGCCGCCAGCCGGGAUUCCCUGCCGGCUUCCUUGAGGCAGGGACUUGACGAUCUGUGGGACUUGCAGCACGAGGGCAACAGCACUCUGAACUCGUACGAGGAGUGGCUUCACUGCUGCGGCCGCAACAGCGCCGAGGACUACCUGCACCUGGAGAAGAUGCCCCCGCCGAGUUGCUGCCUCGACCGGGACUGCACCCUGCCCACGAAUCUCUUCAUGGCGGGCUGCGAGGUCAAGUUCAAGGAGUAUGUCACCGCGAAGACUGCCAACUUGCACUCGCUCAGUUGGUUCCUUGUGUUCUUCGAGUUCGCCGGCUCGGUGACCACCUGCUACCUGGUGGACAGCAUUCGCAACGACCGCGACCGCAUAAGAUUCUAUAAUUAAUAGUAUCUAUAGUAUUUAGAGACUUACACGAACCGUAUUAUCGUUAUUUGUUAUGAAUAAUUUCCUAGCCUUGCGGCCCUGGCGAAUUGUGAUUGUAGUUUACGAUGAUUAACCAAGUUAGGCUACAGAUACCAAGUAUUCAUUCAUAAAACUGUACACUGGCACCCACGCCUAGAAAUAAUUCGAAACGAAAAUAAAUGGGCCCGUUGCCAUUGACUUAACU
Molecule: messenger RNA, 1005 nt
Organism: Drosophila erecta
Lineage: Eukaryota; Metazoa; Arthropoda; Insecta; Diptera; Drosophilidae
Product: protein late bloomer
Exons: 5
Coding region: 87-782 (231 amino acids)
Cellular component (GO): membrane
Source: RefSeq, a predicted model, not a curated record